Cebus imitator (Panamanian white-faced capuchin) is the source of this 701-nucleotide messenger RNA. RefSeq names its product testis expressed 29 (gene TEX29). The record is from RefSeq and is a predicted model, not a curated record. NCBI's taxonomy places the organism in Eukaryota, Metazoa, Chordata, Mammalia, Primates, Cebidae.
UGUGUGUGUCUGUGCUUUUGCAGUGUGUGACAUUCCUCUGUAUGACAUUUGUGACUACAACGUCUCCAGGGACCGAUGCAAGGAGCUUGGGUGCUGCUUCUACAAAGGCGUCUGCUACGAGAAAGUGGUUCCCACGUAGGGGAGGAAUUGGCCUGGGCAUUGAGGAGCCAUGGAGCUGGGGGAGCUGGGCACAGCAGGAACAGAGGAGCCAGCGCCAUCUCUCCACGCACCCCCGGGGAUCAGGGCGGUCACAAGGUAUCCUUAGGGUGGUGCCGACCACCACCCCGAUUUACGGGCAAGUGUUCUCCGCCUUGAUUGUGAUCAUCGCCGCUGCCUUCAUCGUCACCAUCAUCUACAGAGUUGUUCAGGAGAUCAGGAGAGAAAGGGCCAUCCUAACGGACGCCAAGCUGUCACAGAAGUCCAGUGAAAAGGCAGAGAUGGCCUCCUCCAGCAGCAAGCCAGGGCUGACGCCUCUGGGUGCUGGGCCCUCACUUGGUGAGGGUGACAAGGUGAAAAGUGAGGAGGCCGAGGAUGAUGUAACAGUGACAAUAACAGAAGCCGAAGAAACUGAGGACUGACUGAAAUACAUGAAGAUGUGAGGUUGGCAGAAUUACCCAAAGGAAAUGGCGCAGCAUGUGGACUGUUAACUGUGUGAUAGAAUGACCACCCAAUGAGAAAAAGAUAAAGGUAUUUUGAAAAUU